GCCCUCUGAUGGAGAACGUCUCCAAUGGCAGCCAGGGGCCCUUGGAGCCACGGGGCACUGGCAGUAGCCUGAAGGUGGCGUCAGGCUGCUUGCUCUCGCUGCUGGUGCUGAGUACUCUGUUGGGCAACGCCCUCGUGUGUCUGGCCGUCAUACGGUUCCGCCACCUGCGCGCCAAAGUCACCAACUGGUUUGUGCUGUCGCUGGCUUUGUCUGACCUUUGCGUGGCGCUGCUGGUCAUGCCCUGUAAGGCGGUCACUGAGGUGCUGGGUGGCGUGUGGGUCUUUGGCAGCCGCUUCUGCGACAUGUGGGUGGCCUUUGACAUAAUGUGCUCCACGGCUUCCAUUCUCCACCUCUGUAUCAUCAGCCUGGACCGCUACUGGGCCAUUGCCAGCCCCUUCCGCUACGAGCGACGGAUGACCCAGUGUCUGGCCUCUGCAAUGAUUGCCCUGGCCUGGACUCUCUCCAUCCUCAUAUCUUUCAUCCCUGUCCAGCUCCAUUGGCACAAAGUUGAGGAAUGGGGGACGCCUGAUCUGCAGGUGCCACGCUGUGAUGCUCGACUCAACCGCACAUACGCUGUUGCCUCCUCCUUGAUCAGUUUCUACAUCCCUGUCUCCAUCAUGAUUGGUACCUACACACGGAUCUACCGUAUUGCUCAGGCUCAGAUCCGUCGUAUCUCCUCUCUGGAAAGGGCAGGGGGUCUGUGCUUGGCCCACGGGAAAGAGCCCUCCUCUUCCUUGCGGAGCUCGCUGUGCAAGGAAACCAAGGUGCUGCAGACUUUGUCCAUCAUCGUGGGGGUCUUUGUCUGCUGCUGGCUGCCCUUCUUCAUCCUCAACUGUCUGUUGCCCUUUUGUGAACCAAGGCCCAGCAGCAGAAUUUCCGAGCAGGCCCCCUGCAUCAGCCAAACAACUUUCAGUGUUUUCAUGUGGCUUGGCUGGGCCAACUCCUCUGUCAACCCAGUGAUCUAUGCUUUCAAUGCAGACUUCAGGCAGGCCUUCAGCAGCCUGCUGGGCUGCCCCCAUCUCCCUUGUUGGGCUUUCAACAGCUCUGCCAUUGAGAGAGUCAACUUAAGCCAUGAGCUGGUCUCCUAUCACCGUGACUCCUCCUGCCACAAGAGUGGAGAUGACCCAGUUCCAUUACCUCUGCCCGCCAUUACUGCCUGGAGUCAGUCACUGCCCCAUGCAGUAAAUUCCCAGGGAGAGGAAGAGGGCAAUGGAGGACCCCUACCAGAGACAGAGAUGCUGCCAUCAUGUCCAGUCACUCACAGGAGCAACACCAAAAACCUUCACUUGCCACCUUUGCUCCCCUUUGAAUGUGAGGCUGAGAUAUCUUUGGAGACUAUUGCUCCCUUUGCAGAGAUUAUUGGGCACUAGAAUCCCUGAGGUAUGGCAGACUACACACACAGACACAAUUAUGGAGCAGUCACAUGGGAACUCAUUCACAUAAGAAGGGGCCAGCAUCCUGUUUUCCCAUAAUGCCCAACCAGAUACCAAUAGGAACUCCACAAGCAAGACCUGAGGGCAAUAGCUCUCUCCUAUUGUUAAUCUCCAGUGACUGGAGGUAGCAUAUAACCAUCAUGUCUAUUUAUUUAGAUAUUCUAUUCUGCCCAAUCAGCAUAGUGGGUGAUUCACAACUGAAUGUUUUAAUAGCCAUUGACAACUCUAACUUACAUGAAUUUAUUGAAUCCCCUUUUCAGGCCAUCUAAAUUAGAGGCCAUGAGGAUCUUUCACUUUCCUAAAUAUGGUUGCCUCUGUCUGGGAAUUUAUAUGUCUUCUCUUAUAGGCCUGGUUUUCACUGAAGUGGUAAAUCUGUGUCUGGGCUGUACCACUUCAGCUUGUAGAUGGGGCUUAUGUACUUGAAUGCUUUUUCAUAAAUAAAUAAAUAAAUAAAAAGCAGCUCAUAAUCUGCCAUAUAGAGAAGGGCCAGCCCUACCAUUAGGCAGAAUGCAGCAACCACCUCAGGUGGUGGAUGUUGUGAGGAGGGGCAACAGAGCAGUGGUGAGGUUUUGGCAAGGUGUGUGUGUGUGUGUGUGUAGCCUGCUACCUUACAGGGAACAGUGGAGGAUGAUUCCCUCCCACUAAUGAUUCAACAGAGAAGUGGCUCGCCAGGCAGCAUGGAGCCACUAUGAGAGCUUCCUGGAGGUAGGGCGCUGUUUCUUACUGGGAGGGAGAGGGAUGAGGUGGUGAGGAGGUUGAACCAGUGCAAAUGCACUUGCAGGGCCAAUUCAGCACUCCUGCUGGUGCUUUUACACUUUGUUGACCUC
This is a messenger RNA of Rhineura floridana, 2260 nucleotides long. RefSeq names its product D(1) dopamine receptor-like. Bases 9 to 1370 code for a protein of 453 amino acids. Gene Ontology annotation, molecular function: G protein-coupled receptor activity. The record is from RefSeq and is a predicted model, not a curated record. The transcript has a single exon. Gene Ontology annotation, biological process: adenylate cyclase-activating adrenergic receptor signaling pathway. Lineage: Eukaryota; Metazoa; Chordata; Lepidosauria; Squamata; Rhineuridae. Gene Ontology annotation, cellular component: membrane.